CAGCUCUGCUCCUAGCAGCUUAUUAUGCUGUUCGUUUUGAAGCAGUUCCUGAUAGCUCCGUGUGCAUAUUAGGUUCCGUGGAGCGAUUCCACCAAUUCCGUACCAUCCCUAAUCCCUAGUUGUGACUUAUUGUUUCAAAGAUGGCGCAAAGGUUUCCUCCGUCGCAACCAACUCCGAGCCCAGUUCAGCAGCCUCAAAGAUAUCCUACGCCCUCAGGACCUCCACUCAGGCAAUAUGCAACCCCUACGUUUCCAUUGCAACAGAGGCCCGGUGGCUUUGUGCAGGGAGGUGGUAUGGGAAGCGGGAUGAUGCCUCGUCCCCAGCAGCAACCGUACAACCCCAUCAGACCUCCGAUUCCUCAGUCCCAAAAAAGGCCUAGCGAUGUCAGACCACCACAACAACAACCAAAAGGGGAGUUUCCUCAUACAUCCGCUGGUGGAAGUAGUGGCAAGAAGAAAAAGAAGCUGGCAGAUAAGAUCUUACCCCAGAAAGUACGAGACCUGGUGCCGGAGUCACAAGCAUACAUGGACUUAUUGGCAUUCGAGAGGAAAUUAGAUUCUACAAUAAUGAGAAAGAGGCUUGAUAUUCAGGAAGCGUUGAAACGUCCCAUGAAGCAAAAAAGGAAAUUACGCAUUUUUAUUUCUAAUACUUUCUAUCCAGCUAAAGAGGCAACUGAGACGGAAGAAGGCAGUGUAGCAUCCUGGGAGCUGAGAGUCGAGGGAAGACUGUUGGAAGAUUCUAAAAAUGAUCCUAACAAGCCUCCACCGUUACAGGUAAAGAGGAAGUUUUCCUCUUUCUUCAAAAGUCUUGUUAUUGAGUUGGAUAAAGAACUAUACGGGCCAGAUAAUCACCUCGUUGAAUGGCACAGAACCCCUACCACACAAGAAACAGAUGGUUUUCAGGUCAAAAGACCAGGUGAUAAAAAUGUUAGAUGUACCAUACUGCUCCUUUUAGAUUAUCAGCCUUUACAGUUCAAACUUGAUACCCGACUUGCUCGUCUUCUAGGAGUUCACACUCAAACAAGACCUGUUAUUAUAAGUGCGCUUUGGCAAUAUAUUAAGACUCAUAAAUUGCAAGAUCCGCAUGAAAGAGAGUAUAUAAAUUGUGACAAAUAUCUUGAGCAAACCUUCAGUUGUCCAAGGAUGAAGUUUGCUGAAAUACCGCAGCGUCUCAACCCUCUUCUUCAUCCUCCAGAUCCUAUAGUCAUUAACCAUAUUAUCAGUGUUGAAGGUACCGAACAGAAACAAACAGCUUGUUACGACAUCGAUGUAGAAGUAGACGACACAUUAAAAACACAGAUGAACAACUUCCUCUUAUCAACAGCCAGUCAGCAAGAAAUACAGAGUCUUGACAAUAAAAUACAUGAAACUGUUGAAACAAUUAAUCAGUUAAAGACCAACCGAGAGUUCUUUUUGAGCUUCGCUAAAGACCCCCAACAGUUUAUUAAUAAAUGGAUAAUAUCUCAGACUCGAGACCUUAAGACAAUGACUGAUGUUGUUGGGAAUCCUGAAGAAGAAAGACGAGCUGAAUUUUACUAUCAAAACUGGGCCCAAGAAGCUGUCUGUAGAUAUUUUUACACAAAAGUGCAACAAAAGAGAGCAGAGUUGGAACAAGCCCUUGGCAUUAGAAAUACUUAAACAUUUUUUUUUUGGUUUUUUGCUUAUGAUUUAAAUUUAGAAAUUUUUUACUCCUUUAUAUUCAGUCACAUUUUAAUCAUUUUAUUGGUUGAUAAUAUAUUUUUUAACACAUUAAAUUUUU
Nezara viridula (southern green stink bug) is the source of this 1758-nucleotide messenger RNA. The record is from the annotation of a GenBank genome assembly. NCBI's taxonomy places the organism in Eukaryota, Metazoa, Arthropoda, Insecta, Hemiptera, Pentatomidae.